AAUAAAAUAAAAAUUAUUUAAAAUCACACAAAUUUAACAAAUUUGAUAUGAAAUAAUAUUAAUGACACAAAUAAAAAGGAAAGUUGAGACAAUUUUAUCGAAAGAGGACACCGUACAACUAAAUGGGAUUAUAGAAGCGGGGCGAUGCACGAACCCUAGCAAGAGCCGCCGCCGCUGGUAUCGAGGAGAAGCUUGUUCGGUCGAAGGCAUCUAGUCCGUGAAAAUCGUCCGGCGAAGGCCAGAGAUAGGGCGGUGAUCCUUGGAUGAUGCUACCAGAGAUUAUACCUGUCGUCGUCUCUACGUACUUAGUGUGCUGUUUGGCUUUGUCUUGCUUUUCAAUUGACAUUUCGUGUGUGGAUACAACCGAGAGUUAAUCUCAUGAAGAUGAUUGCAAAUUCAGGCAGUAUGAUAUCCACGCCAUUGCUGAAGUCAAUUUGGAGGUAGAUGGUAUCAUAUCAAAAAAGGCACUGCGGCGGUGCUACUGAAUCAACACCGCCUAGAUUUCCAUUAGUUGCUGCAGGUGGGAAUAUUCCUUUGGAGGUGGAUGGACAAACCUCUUCUCACUUCCCGAUGACUGGUCAAAUCGGUUUGGUAUCUUUGGAGGUGGUAGAUGAAACCUCUUCUCCCUUGCUGGUGGCUGGUAAAACCAGGAUCUUUCAGAACUCUGUUUUGUGUGUUCUUUCCCCUUUUAGUAGCAGGUACUGCAUUGCUGUGUAUGGAGCCUACCACAUUACGAGGUUAGCGAGAUAGUCCGCUUGUAUGGCGAAUUUGUAUCUGAUCCUCAGUUUUAUUAAUAAUUAAGUUAUCUGUUUUAAAA
Messenger RNA from Cuscuta epithymum, 817 nucleotides. NCBI's taxonomy places the organism in Eukaryota, Viridiplantae, Streptophyta, Magnoliopsida, Solanales, Convolvulaceae. The record is from the annotation of a GenBank genome assembly.